This is a messenger RNA of Cladophialophora bantiana CBS 173.52, 1320 nucleotides long. RefSeq lists its product as uncharacterized. Gene Ontology annotation, molecular function: acyltransferase activity, transferring groups other than amino-acyl groups. The record is from RefSeq and is a predicted model, not a curated record. The transcript has 2 exons. The coding region runs from base 1 to 1320 and encodes 439 amino acids. Lineage: Eukaryota; Fungi; Ascomycota; Eurotiomycetes; Chaetothyriales; Herpotrichiellaceae.
AUGGCCUCCACUACUGACACCGAAGCAGUUGCUUUUGAAGCCGGUAUCAAGGCUAUGCUAGACGCUCAUAUCAACUAUGACGAGGUCGACCAAGGCAUUGGAUGCUAUGUCUACGGCGACUCUACGGCUGCUCAGAGAGUAUUUUAUCAGUUCGGCAUGACUUCGAUCCCCAUAUAUAACGUGAAUAGCAACUGCUCCACUGGCAGCAGUGGCCUGAACAUGGCGAGACAGACGGUUGCUUACGGUGCCGCCGACUGUGUCCUUGUGCUCGGGUUCGAAAAGAUGUUCCCCGGCAGUCUGAAAGGGUUCUGGGACGACCGUGAGGCCCCAAUGGGCACAACCGCCAAGAUGUUGCAGGCGACGAAAGGAUUCACGAAUUCUCCCAUGGCCGCCCAGCUGUUCGGUAAUGCUGCAAGAGAAUAUAUCGAGAAAUACGGCGCCACGGAAGCGGACUUCGCUGAAAUCGCUCGCAUCAACCACGAACACAGUCAACGAAACCCUUACGCGCAGUUCCAGCAAGAAUAUACCUUGGAAGAAAUCCAGAAGGCACCGAUGAUCCAUGCGCCCUUGACAAAACUCCAAUGCUGCCCGACUUCCGACGGCGCCGCCGCCGUCGUCCUAGUUUCGCAGGAGUUCCUGGACCAGAGACCGCGCCUAAAGUCUCAGGCGGUUCAGAUCAUUGGUCAGAGUCUCGCGACAGACUCUCCAGACCUCUUUAGCACAUCUGCCAUUGACCUGUGUGGUUACCACAUGACCGAGAUUGCAGCUAAGGAGGCUUUCCGACAAGCUGGAAUUACACAGGAUGACGUGAGCGUGGUUGAAUUACACGAUUGCUUCAGCGCCAACGAGAUGAUGUUGAUCAAUUCCCUCGGUCUGGCGCCUGUUGGGAAAGCACACGAACUCGUUCGCGCUGGUGGAAUAACCUAUGGUGGUAAAUACGUGAUCAACCCGUCGGGUGGUUUGAUCUCGAAAGGCCAUCCUCUCGGAGCAACUGGCCUUGCCCAAUGCGCCGAGCUCGUCUGGCACCUGCGAGGCUGGGCCAACAACCGCCUCGUCAGGGACAAGGAGACGCGGUACGCGCUCCAGCAGAACCUCGGCCUCGGUGGCGCUUCGAUCGUCACCAUUUACAAGCGGGCCGAUGGGAAGAAGGCCACGCCCGUCUCGGAUUACGAAGUCGCCAGAAUCACUGGUCUCGGAUAUAACCCAGCUACGCAAGCGAAAGGUUUCACCAGCGAGGACGUUGCGCGCACAGUCUCCAAGAAGCACUUCUCCAAGUUCGCUCUGCAGGAUGUUCAGGAGAAGGUUCAGGCGAGGUUUUAA